Molecule: messenger RNA, 4568 nt
Organism: Hippocampus comes (tiger tail seahorse)
Lineage: Eukaryota; Metazoa; Chordata; Actinopteri; Syngnathiformes; Syngnathidae
Gene: foxj1b
Product: forkhead box J1b
Exons: 6
Coding region: 973-2445 (490 amino acids)
Biological process (GO): regulation of transcription by RNA polymerase II
Cellular component (GO): nucleus
Molecular function (GO): DNA-binding transcription factor activity, RNA polymerase II-specific; RNA polymerase II cis-regulatory region sequence-specific DNA binding
Source: RefSeq, a predicted model, not a curated record
UAAAGUUAUUGCGCAAGCAGUUAAUCUUCUAGACCACCCACGCCAAAUGGUGACGGGGUCCCUAGCGCGAGCGCUCUUCAGGACCCCUUCCAAGGACUCCAGGAAGGGGUGAGUACUCUGAAAUCCUGUUUGGUGCCCAAACUUUGGGCAACUCCAGAGCGGAACAGUGUCCACCACAGGCACCAGAGGCCCAGCAAUGUGUCGAAAUGAGCCCGACGAUAUCUCGCCAGAACUUCUCAACCUUGCACACCAGAUCAGGCUCCUUCUCAGCCAGAGAAAUGACAUUUCACGUCCUGAGAGCCAGCUCGGCCUCCACCUCGCUCUCUGCUAACCGGACCUCUUUAGCCCCUCCUCCCACAGGUGGUGGGCCCAUGGAAAUUGAAGUCCAAAUUCAUUCAUCAUCGGAUGUCUACGAAUCGUAUUUUGUCUGAUCGUUCACCUGGGAUCUUUUCUCCAUGGGUGCCCCUGCCAGGGUCACGAAGUCCCACACAACUUGGCUCCAAGGAGACACACCAACCCCGCCUACCACGAUAAGAUGAAAAAGCUAACGUGUGUGUUUUGUGACCACUAGAUGUCAUCAUGGCGCACGAAAAAAGCCGCAGAUGAGGCCUCAGCUGUCCUCACCUUACAUGGAUGACAUCACCAAUCCUGCAGUGGAACCAAAUCAAUCCAUCCAUCAUCUAUUUGUCCUUGCAUCUCAGCCUCAGAAGUCAAUAGUAAGGGAAGGGUCACGUGUGUGCAAUCGAAAUUGACGAGGAGCCAACGUCGCCCCCGCCGCCCCCGUUCUACUAGCUUGACCUCCUCCUGCCCGAUGCACUUGUUGCGCACCGACCUGAUGCGCCACUUGUGUCCUUGAAGAAGCAGGACGCGCUGCAACAGGUGCACGCACUGCAUCAUCUUCUGAAAAAAAAGCCCAGAGGAUAAGACGCAACUUUAGAUGUCAAUCUGUUGAUUAUUCGGCACAAAACCAGGAUGCCGGUUCUGACGAGCCCAGACAACGCAAAUAAGUUUAAGGAGAAAUGGUUGCCGGUGUACCCGGAUGAUCAGGUCAUCGCAUCCGACUCGCCCCCUCUUGAUGAUAGCCUCACCAGCCUCCACUGGCUCCAGAAUUUCUCCAUCGUGAGUGCCGACCCGGAGCGCCCCGGUGGGACCGCGGCGCAGGGCUGCUGCUCCUCCUCCUCCCCCUCCUCCUUCCCCUCCUCCCAUCAGCAUCUUUUUCUCAAACGCUUUCCCAGAGGGGGCACCGACUCCCCCUCCAGUCCACCUGCCGGGGACACUGCCGCCACCGGGAUGCCUCUUUACCUCGGCAGCCCGGUCACCUCCGGGAGCGACUCCACUUUGGCUCCACGCUUCUCCACUUGCGCGCAUCUCGGCAGCGCGUACCAGUCGAUCCCGAUCCAAGCCAUUCCACCGGCGGAGGUCGACUACAAGACGAACCCAAAAGUCAAACCGCCGUAUUCCUACGCCUCGCUUAUCUGCAUGGCCAUGGAGGCCAGCAAGCAACCCAAAGUGACUUUAUCCACCAUCUACAACUGGAUCACGGAGAAUUUCUGCUACUACAGACACGCGGAGCCCAGCUGGCAGAACUCGAUCCGCCACAACCUGUCCCUGAACAAGUGUUUCAAGAAGGUCCCCAGACAGAAGGACGAACCUGGUAAAGGAGGCUUCUGGCAGAUCGAUCCUCAGUAUGCUGACAUGUUUGUCAACGGCAUCUUCAAACGUAGAAGGAUGUCUGCAAACAGCUACAACGGCAACAAUAGCGGGAGUGCUCACAGACCAAACAAAUUGGUUCCGAGCAGCCACAGCACCCAGAACAGCUGCCCUUAUCAAAAUGGCAAGGAUAUAGGCAGUAAGAGGAAGAACAACAGCAAGGCAAUAAGCGAGACCGAGUCCCCUCUUUUGGCAACGGAGGCCCCAAAAGCAGACCUCCUGAGGGGGGAUUUUGACCUAACGUCCAUUUUUGAUGACGUCCUGAGCGGGAACUGUAGCACCUUCGAGGAUUUGGACCUGAACACAGCGCUGAAUUCGUUAGGCUGCGAAAUGGAGGUUACCAUGCAAGGGAGGCAGCAGUCGACCGGGCUGGGGCACUGGUGCGGCGCAGGGGACCUCGUGGGACCGAGCCAGCACCUGAACCACUCCCAGUCAUCCUACGCCUACCUGGACAUGAGUGUCGCCUCGGCCGUCGACAUGGCGGAGUUGCACGUACCGCCGCAGCAUCCGCAGCAGCUGGACGGACAAGAUCAGCUCCUGCAGAGUCAAAAUCCGCUUCAGAAUUUCGAUGAGGCCUCCUCGCUGUUUCAGGAGCAGCCGGAGGAGGUGGUGUCCUGGGAGGAGAUCAAGGAGGAGGUGCAGGCCAUUCCACUAACUCUGGAUCAGAGCUUUGGCCUGUAUGAGGGCUUCUUUAUGGAGAUGCAACCAUGGGAACGGGUCGAGGCCUAUCUGUGAUCAUUGACUCCCGGUUCCAUUUCUAUGCGACGAAAGCCCGAUUUCCAGUCCAAGGAUCAACCUUUUAUUGUCUUUGUAUUCAAACACAAUAACAUCACACAUGUUGACUUUUACUCAGCUCCCUCCCCAAAGUAGGGAAAGACUAAUAGACGUUUAGCUAGCAGCAAGCUCGUGGUCUUUCCCACAGUAGAACGUGAAGCAGCUUUGAUUUGAAUGUUGCUAACUGAUGAACCAGGGUGAAAGUUUUAAUGCAGUGAAGUUUUUCAAGAAGCUGUACGGAAGGAAACGAACUGAAAUGGACUGCAGCCAUUAUUGGUUUUUUUUGGGGGGGGGAAACGACAUGUGAACACUGACUGGCAGGACCCAACCACCCAAAACUCGAAACGCACUCUGUACGACUGAGCACUGUCAUGCAAGUUAGAAGACACCAGGAUUCUAUUUUUGCUACAUUAGCAUUCAACUGGCUUUCCUUUUUUUUUUUUAAACUAACAAUGCGGUGUAAAACAUCUCAAAUGCCAUCUGAAAUGUAGAUGCUGUGCGAUGAUGAAAGAUGCAGAUAACUUUAAAAAUGUAUAGUCGAAAUUAGCAGUCAAGUCACCACUGGUGUUUCUUCAUAUUAAUAUGAACUGCAGUAUAUAACAAAACAGGAAUGUUCUACACUGAAAAGGGGUGCAGAUAUAAAAUGGAUUACCUUGUUUGUCAGUCAAACAUUAUGCACUUUGAUCUACAGCAGCUCCAGAUGUCUAAUAUUCAUGAUGUUACCAUUGAUUUUUUUUUUUCCUGGUAUUCGAAUCAAUGUUAGAUGUACUGAUCACAAUGCAACUCUGAGGGCCUGAUUUACUAAAAUUCCCAAAAAAAUGGGCGUUGAAUUGUCUGUUCGCUCUCACAGCUGACGUGCACUGUUGUGGGUGUGUUCCACUUGAUUUGCUAAGAUUGGGGUCUUGUACUAUGAUUUGAAUGAAGGAGCAUGACUGAGUUACAGAAAAGAAAUUUUGCUCUUAUAAUGUGGAGGAAGCCCACAACUGCACAAAAGCAAGUUCUUUGAAAUUGGCAUGAGCAUGUAUUUCGCCAAACAUUAGCAUUGCGUCUAAAACUUGGGCCGGCACAUGUAAAACUGGGCUUGGAAAGCUCAGCAUCGAUUGUCACAGUGCACUGAAAUGACCCACACGCACAAAAAUGCUGAGAUAAAAUGAGGUUUGGCAUGACUCCUUCUUGUGACUGAGCCCAUGUCCCAACUCUUUUAAUCACCCAGAAGUUGCAAAAUUGCACUGCUGAAUUGCCGAUAGGUCACGAUAAUUUUUGUUGGCAUUUCAAAGAUGUUUAUGUGAGUGGAAAUAUUCUGCCCCGCCACCUCUCAUUUUGCUUCAUGCACCUUCCCGACAUUCUGUUUUAAAGAUAAUCAGCCAGCGCAAUUCAUCUCAGGAUUGAAAAAAAAAAACAAAAAAACACUAAUGCGCCGAUGAAUCAAUUUGGUUGUUGUCAUCCAAGAAAAUGCUAAAUGCAUUCUGUGGCAAUUUACCACAUUUGGCAGAUGCAGUCCUGGUUGUGCCUGGUUAGUAGAUCAGCUCCCAUAUCCGUUUGUGCGUGCAAUCAAUUUUUCGCCUAUUUUUGCAUGCACAAAGUAGUAAAUCUGGCCCGAAUCGUCCUUAGACUCUUGCAAUAAUGUAUCUGGCUAAAAAAAAAAAAGUUGUUGCUUCCUUUGGCUGUAUAUAAAUGUUCUCUGAAUUACAGUUGCAUAUACUUUGCAUUUGUUGAUGAUCUUGCGCCAAAUUCUUUUGAUAAAAAAAAUAUGCAGGUCAUUGGUCUUUAUCUGUUGAUUGAUAAUUCUUGUCACUGGGUGAUACUUUUUCGUUACUUUUUAGAAAUAAUUUGGGUUUGUCUUCUGAAUUUUUAAUCACAUCAUUUUAAACAUAGGUGAAUAUUAAUGCUGUUGGAUUGCGAUCAAACAGAGUAGUCGUAGAGCCAACUCAAAAAAGCCAGUUUGAAUUGAUGUAUGGGAUGGAUCGAUUCUUUUCUUCUUAAAUCUUCUGUUAUUUCCUUUGUACUUUUUUAAAAAGAGCUGUUUGAACAUGCAACCAUGCUUCGAUGUAUGGUGUCAAUUAAAGAAUGAUAAUUCAACAGUG